Messenger RNA from Aspergillus terreus NIH2624, 588 nucleotides. RefSeq lists its product as uncharacterized. The coding region runs from base 1 to 588 and encodes 195 amino acids. The record is from RefSeq and is a predicted model, not a curated record. Gene Ontology annotation, cellular component: Golgi apparatus. NCBI's taxonomy places the organism in Eukaryota, Fungi, Ascomycota, Eurotiomycetes, Eurotiales, Aspergillaceae. The transcript has 2 exons.
AUGUAUCGGCCGACCUCGACGAACGAAAGAUGGUUCUGCGGAGCCUUGGUUGUGCAAGCUCUCUUGGUGCUUGUCCUGGAGAUCUAUAUUCUCGUUCAAUGGCAGUCCUGGGUCAAUCCAAAUAUUACUCAGGUCACGAUCUCAUAUCAGGUACCCGUUAACCUGACAUUGAUCAUGUUCGCUGUCGUCUAUGAGGUGAUUCUGAGUCUGGAGAUGGUGCACCAUAAGAAUAGUAUCUUGCUUCUGGCAAUCUGCCUCAGCAAUAUCUGUGCAGUUGCCUAUUCGGCGAUGCAAUACACCUCCAUGUACGACACCACCCAUAGCAUCGUAAAUAGUCGCGACUCGCAUCUUCAACCGUUGGUGGACAUCUCCAGGGAUCUAUGGAAAGAGAUCCAGCCGGCUGAGAUCCUGGUCCCGAUUGUACUCGGUCUGACAACCCUGGUUCUAUGGCCUGUCGCAUACUGUGUCCACAAGGAGUUUUCGUGGGCCAUAUACCAGUGUGUCCAAGGCAGUCCGCAAAGCCGAUACCAGUACCUGGGAUAUGAGGUGAUUGCCCCCUUCGCGAGUCCCAUCAUUACACAGUCCUAA